Molecule: messenger RNA, 1164 nt
Organism: Acanthaster planci (crown-of-thorns starfish)
Lineage: Eukaryota; Metazoa; Echinodermata; Asteroidea; Valvatida; Acanthasteridae
Product: ubiquitin-conjugating enzyme E2-17 kDa-like
Source: RefSeq, a predicted model, not a curated record
UCAUAGGCAUAGUACCUGCUUUACACAAAGUCACACAGAGACAUGCAGUCGACACCAUCAGUGUAUCGUACUGCACACACGCUGUCAAUACGGUCCCAAUGGAUUUAGUUGCUGAAAUAUGCUAAAUUUAAGUUAGCAAAGACUAUCGCUAUGACUGUACGGAGCUGUGAACCCUUUACACCACCAACGAACAGGUUUCUCGAGUGACUGAUGUGAGAACUACAGUUGACUGUCUCUUCAAAUGAAGAUUACGUUUACAACCUUGGAAGUACACGCUUGCUCUUUGAAAUCCCUCCGUCACUGAAGGAAAUUCUUUUGUUUGGAAAUUACAUGCGUUUGGAAUAUCACCUCACUCAUCUGGAAAGUAUCAUACAUCUGCCCACGGGUGGAGCCGUUGCGAUGGAGCCACUGCUGGUCGGCCAGGAAAACCCGUUGUGGAAGGAUGCAGAUGCAGUAGGGACUUUUCGACUGUGUUGAGGGGGACUGGCGUUUUGUAAGAAGACAGAGACGUUGUUUGAAAAAAGCAGAGAAUAAAAGGAAGAGCUGAGAAAGAGCCGUCAGAAAAAACGUUUCUCCACGCAAAACACAUGUCGCCAUAUCAUUACAACCGAAGCAUAACGAUGUGGUCCGAAGUGGAAACUGGACACAAGGAACUUCAGGAUUUGGGGCGUAACCCCCCACCGAACUGUUCAGCAGGUCCUGUGGGAGAUGACUUAUUUCACUGGCAGGCAACUAUAAUGGGCCCACCAAAGAGCCCAUAUGCAGAUGGUAUCUUUGUUUUGAAAAUUGACUUCCCAGAUAGAUACCCCUUCAAACCACCCAUGGUGGUCUUUACAACAAAGAUUUAUCAUCUAAACAUUAGCAGCAAGGGAAGCAUCUGUUUAGACAUCCUAAGGUCACAGUGGUCACCGGCCUUUACGAUCUCUAAAGUGUUACUGUCAAUCUACGAGCUCCUCAUCAAACCCGACCCAGACGACCCCUUGGUUCCCGAAAUAGCCAGUAUAUAUAAGACUGAUAGAAAGAAAUACGAAGAGCUGGCCAAGGAGUGGACGCAAAAGUACGCCAUGUGAUCAGCCGCUCCCCCUAAACAAACAAAAGAAAAUGACGAGUUUAAAGGGCUCAGCAUCAACAAACGGGACAAAUCCACAACCAAGGGACUGUCAU